Messenger RNA from Coregonus clupeaformis (lake whitefish), 4633 nucleotides. RefSeq names its product integrin alpha-2-like. Gene Ontology annotation, biological process: cell-cell adhesion; cell adhesion mediated by integrin; cell-matrix adhesion. Gene Ontology annotation, molecular function: integrin binding. Lineage: Eukaryota; Metazoa; Chordata; Actinopteri; Salmoniformes; Salmonidae. The transcript has 31 exons. Bases 1 to 4005 code for a protein of 1334 amino acids. Gene Ontology annotation, cellular component: integrin complex; external side of plasma membrane. The record is from RefSeq and is a predicted model, not a curated record.
AUGUUUGAUGUACGAAGCGUCAGAGGCAAGCUGAGUGGGGAGGUCAGUGGAGAGGUCAGUGGGGAGGUCAGUGGAGAGGUCAGUGGGGAGGUCAGUGGAGAGGUCAGUGGGGAGGUCAGUGGAGAGGUCAGUGGAGAGGUCAGUGGGGAGGUCAGUGUGGAGGUCAGUGGGGAGGUCAGUGGAGAGGUCAGUGGAGAGGUCAGUGGGGAGGUCAGUGGAGAGGUCAGUGGAGAGGUCAGUGGAGAGGUCAGUGGAGAGGUCAGUGGAGAGGUCAGUGGGGAGGUCAGUGGAGAGGUCAGUGGAGAGGUCAGUGGGGAGGUCAGUGGAGAGGUCAGUGGAGAGGUCAGUGGGGAGGUCAGUGGAGAGGUCAGUGGAGAGGUCAGUGGAGAGGUCAGUGGAGAGGUCAGUGGAGAGGUCAGUGUGGAGGUCAGUGGAGAGGUCAGUGUGGAGAGGUCAGUGUGGAGGUCAGUGGAGAGGUCAGUGGAGAGGUCAGUGGAGAGCCCUUGUUUCUGUCUGCUCUUCACCCCAGUGCACAGGGUCUGGUCCUCCGAAGCCUUCAAUGUGGGAACUGCGGACGCCAAGGUCUUCUCUGGGCCUGCUAACGAACAGUUUGGCUAUACUGUCCGACAACUAACCAACCAUCAAGGCAAAUGGCUCCUGGUGGGCGCUCCAUGGAGUGGCUUUACCGGUAACAGGAAGGGAGAUGUUUAUAAGUGCCCCGUAUCCGGCUCUAAGACCAGCUGUGAUAAGCUCAACAUCCAGGACUCCAUCAAUAUUCCAGAUGUGAGAAAUAUCAACAUCAACAUGAGUCUAGGUUUGACUCUCACUCGUAUGCCCACAAUGAGUGGAUUUAUGACAUGCGGUCCGUUGUGGGCUCAGAGGUGUGGUAGUCAGGUCUUCUACCCAGGUGUCUGUGCAGGGGUCAGCCCCCUCUUCAAACCUCAGCCUGCCUUCUCCCCUGCUGUACAAACUUGUGGGGGUCCGAUGGAUAUAGUGAUAGUCUUGGAUGGCUCCAACAGCAUUUACCCAUGGACACCAAUUAACGACUUUCUCAAAAAACUACUUCCUACUCUAGACAUUGGUCCACAGAGUACCCAGGUCAGCGUUAUUCAGUAUGCAGUGUCAGCACAGUUUGAAUUCAAACUGAACACUUUCAAAACCAAAGCAGAAGUUCUGUCUGCAGCCUCGGGUAUCACUCAGAUGUAUGGUCGUGCUACCAAUACCUUUCAUGCCAUCCAGUACGCCAGGUCAUGGGGUUUUCAUCAGGACAAUGGUGGUCGUCCCGGGGCAGCCAAGGUGAUGGUCGUGGUAACCGACGGGGAGUCACAUGACGAGGCCUUCAGAGAUACGGUCAUCGGAGAAUGUGAGAAGGAAAAGAUCAGGCGCUUUGGCAUUGCUGUACUGGGUUAUUACAUCAGAAACAACAUUGACACCAAGAACCUGAUUGCAGAAAUCAAAUCCAUUGCUAGUCUGCCCACCGAGAACUAUUUCUUCAACGUGUCAGAGGAAGCUGCCCUGUCAUCCAUCGCUGAAGCACUGGGAGACCGCAUCUUCAACAUCGAGGGCACUGGGAAAGGGGGAGAGAACUUCCAGAUGCAGAUGUCCCAGGUGGGAUUCAGUGCUCACUACUCCAGCAAGAUGGAUGUGCUGAUGCUGGGGGCGGUGGGAGCGUACGCGUGGAGUGGGACGGUGGUCCAUCAGAAAGGCCAGCGGGCGAACAUCUUCCCCCUGUCAGCGUUCGAAAGGACCCUUCAGGACAGGAACCACAGCUCAUUACUGGGUUACUCUGUGACCACCCUGAGUUAUGGACAGGCAGAAUAUUUUGUUGCCGGGGCUCCUCGCUCAAACCACUCUGGCCAGGUCAUCGUCUACACUGUCACACCCUCAAAACAAGUCACUGUCAUGGACUCUGAACGAGGGAAACAGAUCGGCUCGUACUUCGGCAGUGUGCUGUGUCCCCUGGACGUGGACAACGACGGUACGUCAGACAUCUUGCUGGUCGGAGCUCCCAUGUUCAUGAACGACCUGAAGCAGGAGCAGGGGAGGGUCUACCUUUUCUCCGUUACCAAGGGUAUACUGAGUGAGCAGGGCUUCUUGGUUGGUCUGAGCCCAGGGGAGAAUGCCCGUUUUGGGACGGCCAUCUCUGCUGUGCCCGACCUGGACCAGGAUGGCUUCUGUGACGUGGUGGUCGGGGCGCCGCUGGAGGACUCAGGGAGGGGCGUGGUCUAUGUCUACAACGGAGAUAAGAAGACGCUCCACAAACAACACUCACAGAGAAUCCUUGGGUCGAAGUUUGACUUUAUGAUGCAGUAUUUUGGGCGGUCUCUGGACGGCUAUGGGGACAUGAAUGACGACACCAUACCUGAUAUCUCCGUUGGGGCUCAUGGGAAGGUGAUCCAGCUCUGGUCUCGAGGACUGGCUGCGGUGACGGCCAAGGCUUCUUUCUCCCCUGAUAAAAUCAACAUCCUGAGUAAGCCUUGCUUGAUAAACGGACAGAAGCUCUCCUGUUUCAAGACGGACAUCUGCUUCAGCGCAACAUUUAGACCAAUGAACCCUGUGGGACCCCUAACUGUCAAAUACAACCUAACUCUGGAUGCUGACCUGCAGUCGUCCCGGGUCAACUCACGAGGCCUGUUCAGUCAGAACCGUGAACGACUCCUCUCUGGAAACAUUCAGAUAUCAUCAUCCACCCCUGAUAGCGCAGACUUUGUGAACUCCAUCAGUCUGCGUGUUGACAUUGGCCUUCAGAACCCAGACGCCAACCCUGUCCUUGAUGUUUUCUCUCAGACUGCAUGGGACUUCUCUCUCCCCUUCGCCAUAGACUGUGGUUCUGAUGACGUGUGUGUUAGUGAUCUGGUGCUCAGCGUGAAGACGGGGACAGAGGUACCCAGUGCUGGCUCUGUGCUGGUUAGUUGUAACAACAGAGAGAUCUCCUUUGAGGUACUAGUGAAGAACAACAAGGAGAAUGCGUACAGCGCUCAGAUCUUGGUCACAUACUCCAAGAACCUCUUCUAUGCUUCCGUAACAUCUCCAAGUGAUGGGAAAGAGGUGAAGUGCACAUCUACGACACAAAGUGGCGAGCUAGCCUGUCAGGUGGGAUACCCUGCCUUAGAGAAGGACCAGGAGGUGAAAUUUUGGGUCAACUUUGACUUCAACUUUAACCAUUUGCAGAGCCAAGCAAUAGUUCAUUUUCAGGCCAAAAGUGACGGUAAAGAGGAAAGUCCAGCAGACAAUAGAGUGGAUAUCACCAUUCCUGUUCGUUAUGACGCUGAGAUCAUUAUGACCAGGGAAUCCAACAUCAACUUCUAUGUGGUGGAUGAGACCAAGAAGGUGCAGACAAGUGUAAAAACGUUAGAUGACAUUGGGCCUGAGUUUAACUUCUCCCUCAGGAUUUCCACAGGUAACUUCCCAGUCAGGUUGUUGUACCUGACCAUCUCCCUGCCUGUCAGCACGCCAGGGGGGAACCCACUUCUCUACGUUACAGGCCUGAACACACCAACGGGAGGCUCAGUGAGCUGUGACAGUGCCCUGGUCGAUCCACUGAAGAUUGGAGCCAAACCCCACAAAGCCUUUUUCUCCAUGGAGAGCCUCAGAGGCAUGCACAGACUGGACUGCUGGAACGUGAAGUGCCAGGCGGUCAAAUGCAUCAUUAAAGACAUGAGAGUGAAAGAUGUCUACUUUGUGAACGUCACAACGAGAAUCUGGAAUGGCACUUUCGCUUCUGCAACCUUCCAGACUAUUGAGCUGACUGCAAACACAGAGAUAGUCACUUCUCAGCCCGAUCUACUCAUCAUCGCCCACAAGAAGAUGCCGGUGGGGGUAACAGUCAGUAAACCAGGGGAGACAGCAGAUGUACCUGUGGGGGUGAUCGUGGGCAGUGUGAUCGGAGGUCUGCUCCUACUGGCUCUGGUGGUGCGGCUGCUGUGGAAGUUUGGCUUCUUCCAGAGAAAGUACAAGCAGCUACAAGAGGUGGCAGGUUACAGAGAGGAGAACGGGACAGAUUGACGGACGGACGGAGAAGACAGAGGACACAGGGCACACAAAUCAAAAUAACAUUUCUCAUAUUGUUUCUCACAGUGAGACACAUGAGAAGUGGCUGUGCCCAACUCGCAAGACUAUUUGGUUUACCAGACAACGAUUAAGCCUAUAGUCCUGGACAAAACCGCUGAUAGGCAGUUGAGAGAAUGUUUUUGAUUCGUUUUGUCUGAUAUGUCCUCUCUGGGAUCGUACAGCAGCAGUUUAGCUAUCAUGCGCUGAAUUGGAGUAAAUGCAAUGAAGGUUAUUUUAUCAUAAACAUGUUUAACCCAUGAAAUACAAUAACACUGUGGAUACCUUUUUUGGGGGACAAUUAACUAUGUUAGAAUAGAUGUUUUCGUAACUUAUUCAUGAGGUGGAAAAGUUUCAACAAAAAAAUGUUUUACGUUUUAAAAAGUAAGAAGAAUGUUAACAUUUUUACGUUUAUGUAAAAUAAAAUAAAAAUACAAGUGAUAGUGAUAUAUUUAUACAUGCCGUAAUGAGACUACAGUUCAAAGGAACAUCAUGUUGGCUAUGUGUGUUAGACUAGGUGCUCAAACUGCAGUCCAAAUCAGCGGGUAGUUUUUGUUACCCAGUUGUGAGAUGUCAUUUUGCCAAC